AGGUUUCCUCAGAUGCCCGAUGGAGGGGAAGAGAGCGCUCGCGCUGCUCUGUGUUCUGUGGAGCGUUUUCUGUGUGACGGAGUGUGUGAGGAGAGAUGGCACGAGGCGCCGGAGACGUGAGACGUGUGCCGACGAUGGGCUGUACUCAUCAAGUAGUGGAUUACAGUGCUGUCGCUGUCCCAUAGGUCAUCACUUAGUGCGUGACUGCACUUCUAAUGGAACUGCUCCGGAGUGUGACGCGUGUGAACGGGGAUCAUAUCUGGAUCACGCGAACGCUCUGUCAAAAUGUGAACCCUGUAAGACGUGUGGCGUCAAUGACAACAUGAUCGAAGAAAAAAGAUGUACGCCUGCCUCUAACGCCAUGUGCCGCUGCAUGGACGGCUAUUACUGCGAUAAAGGAGCGGAGUGUAAAGUCUGUUACCCCUGCAGCACGUGUGAGUUUGGGAUUAAAGUACCGUGCAACCUCACCAGCGACGCACAGUGCCACGAACAAGGGCCCAACACCACAACUGCCAGCAUCAAAAUCCCGAUCCUAAUAAUUGCAUUCAUAAUAAUAAUAAUAAUAGCAGCAGUUGUUUAUCUGUGGAAGAAAAAGCUGUUUUGUUUUAAACCACCGGAACCACUGAAAACCCCUGAGCCAUUGGACCUGUUAAUUGAUAAAGAUCUGGGUGAGUUUCUGCCUAAAAUAUCGGAAAUCCUGGGUGUCCGCGUGAUCCUGCAGGUUGUCAGGCAACAACGCCUGCUGUCUGAGGGCGUAAUAGACAACAUAACGGUUGAAAAUCCUCAUGACGCGAGCGAACGAGCUUACCACCUGCUGAAGGCUUGGUAUGAGAAACACGGAAAAACAGGAGCUUACAGAACGCUGCGUGAGAACCUCAUCGCCAUCGGCAAGAGAAGUAAAGCUGACGAGGUGCGCGAACUCAUCGGCGAAAGAGAAAAUAAUAACGUGACCUAGAAUAAAGGAGUCGUGUAGUUCUCUAAAGGGUCAUUAAAGACAAUCCAGGAAAAACUAAAUCUUUAAAAACCUCGGACGGGUCGGAGGAGACGGAGUUGGCUAUUUUCUACCGUCAGUAUUUCGUCUGCUAGUUCAAACGUUGCCGUUCCGGUCACCUGAAACCCGCCGGGCUCGGACACGGACAAGCCUGCAGAUGAAUGAGUUUACUGUGCACGGUACCACACCGGAACCAGAAAGAACGCUGUGGAUGUUCUUCCUCGGAUAGCCUCAGGAUCCCAAUUACUACAAACGAGACACGAUUUCUAUCCGUUCCCCGGAUGACGACGCGUUCCCUUUCGAGUCUGAUAAAUUGAUACAUUUCCAUCUUGUCCACUGUCUAAAGCGCAAAACGCAUAAAACAGAAUUUAAAAACCUUCGCUUUUUACAUCAAGUUCUUAACAAACUGUAGUUGUUUUUUAGUUUGGGGUUUUUUGUUCGGUAGUUUUGUAGUUCAACACUCGGCUAUAUUUGUGCCAUUCUUAGAAUUAGGCUCUUUUUACUAAAUAGCUUCAUGUUUGUUUGUAUGUGUUUAUAUUGGUGUGAUGGAGCUCGUGCCAAAUUUAAAUAAAUGCUGUUGAUUUUCUCCUGUUA
Molecule: messenger RNA, 1585 nt
Organism: Ictalurus punctatus (channel catfish)
Lineage: Eukaryota; Metazoa; Chordata; Actinopteri; Siluriformes; Ictaluridae
Gene: fas
Product: Fas cell surface death receptor
Biological process (GO): activation-induced cell death of T cells; motor neuron apoptotic process; extrinsic apoptotic signaling pathway in absence of ligand
Cellular component (GO): membrane raft; CD95 death-inducing signaling complex; external side of plasma membrane
Molecular function (GO): protein binding; tumor necrosis factor receptor activity
Source: RefSeq, marked provisional